UGCUGCUAUCGCCUCCAUGUGUUGGAGUGGGAGGGAGCAGACACACGAUCACUGGCAUUUUCCAGGCGAAGUUGGGAGCGAUGGGAGGGAUCGCUCAGUGCUGCGACUGGACGGCACAGCGGCUCGUCUUGUGCCGGCCAUGACGAGACGCAGCCGGUGACAGCGGUGUCGGAGCGAUAAUGAACGCCUUCAGUAAGUGCUGGGAUGGAUGAGGAAGGUUUGCUGUCAGUGCGGGGCGGAAUAACAGUGUGCUGCCGUGUCUCCCGGCUCCGCGAUGGUGGCACCUCUGCGCGCUUUCCCUCCUGCUAUCCGGACCAGGGACACCACCGGCGGAGAAGUGACACACCGGCGACGAAUUUUGCACAAUUAUCAGCGUGAGCUCAGACGUUCGAGGGAGUAGAAGGGAUACUGUCAUGGAGAAACAGAGCAGAGUCAAGGAGGAAAUGCCGACAUCGAAGGAGGAGAAGCGCAAGGAGAAGAAGCCGAAAUCUGGGAAGCUGUUCCGAAAGAAAUCGCUGAAGUCCGUGGGGAGUUUUAUGAACAGAAUCAUCAAAACUUUGGGCACUUUCACCCACUUUGGAGACGCGGACGCGCAGGACGCGGAGGACGACGACGGGGGGUUUCGAAAUGGCGCACCUUGCACCCUCAGCGCCGGCUCAGGAGUAAUCAAAGAGGAUGUACAAAUGGCUUGGGAUCGAGUGGUGAAGAACACUUCGAGCACGUCUUCUUCUCUGUGCACCGGCAGAGAGAAACUCCUCUACCAAUACGGAGACAAAAUCCCGGGCGUUCUGGGACUGAAGAACCACGGCAACACCUGCUUCAUGAACGCAGUGGUCCAGUGUCUGAGCAACACCGACCUGCUGGCCGAGUACCUGGGCUUGGAGAGGUACAAGAUGGACCUGAGUCAGACCAGGAUAAACGGGGUGGUGAAAGCUGAGGAGAGCAGGCUGGCCAAGGGAGAAGUCACGGAGCAGUUGGCAUCACUUGUCAGGGCUCUAUGGACUCUGGAGUACACCCCACAGCUGUCCGUGGACUUCAAGACUAUCGUGUCCAAGUACGGAUCGCAGUUUCGUGGUAAUUCCCAACAUGAUGCCCUGGAAUUCCUCCUGUGGCUGCUGGAUCGCGUCCACGAAGACGUCAUUCUGGCCUCCCACAAUAACAACAACAAGACCAAAGCUCCUGGAAAGGGUUCCGCUGGAGCUGAGGAGGUUCUGUCUCCUGACCCGUGCCCGUCCCAGCAGCCCAGAGUUCAACACAGCUUCGUCCAGGAACAUUUCCAGGCGCAGUACAAAUCUUCGUUGACGUGCCCCCACUGCCUGAAACAGAGCAACACCUUUGACCCUUUCCUCUGCAUCUCACUACCCAUUCCUCUCCGCCAGACCAGGCCGAUGUGUGUGACGCUGGUGUUCAGCACCAAAGGACAGCGGUAUCUGCGGGUCGGGCUGGCCGUGCCUCUGUUCGGCUCCGUGGCCUGUCUGAGGAGGAUGGUGGCCGACGAGGGGAAAAUAUCCCCGGACCAGGUGAUCCUGACAGAGGUUUACUCUACGGGGUUCCAGCGCUCCUUCUUUGAUGAAGAAGAUCUAACUAGCAUCGCUGAGAAUGAUGUCAUCUACGCCUUCCAGGCUCCACCGCUCUACAUCAGAGGAGGCUCUGCUCGGAUCUCAGGAUACCAUCACAGCCUGCCGUCUUCUCCAUACUCCACUGGACCUGAGGGUCAGAGAUUGCAGUCAUCUGGGACCUUAUCGUCAGAGUUCCUCAACCAGGGAGUCCCCGUCAAGAUUCUGCUGCUGGUGUGCAACGCUGCAGGGGCUGGCCAACAGACUGUUAGGUUUGGACCUCCGUUCCUAAUGAGGGAGGACCGGGGUAUUUCCUGGGACCAGCUGCAGCAGAGCAUCCUCAGCAAGCUUUAUUACCUGAUGAUCAAUGGAGCUCAGGCACAGAAUACCAGAGUGCUGUUCAAUAUCCGUGUGGUGGGAGGAUCUGCAUUUUACAGCUACCUGUCCCCUCAGGACGGGCGUCCACUCUACCACCCAGCUGUCGACAGAGCUCUGAAGCUCUGCGGCUCAGGAGGACCUCCACAUGUGAAGCUCAUCAUUGAGUGGGAACACAGAAUCAAAGACUGCCUGUUUGGUAACAUUCAGGAGGAGGUGGUGAAGGAUGCUGAGAGUGUGAGGAACCAGCAGCAGCAGCACGUCCAGCAGUACAGCUGCACCUUGGAUGAGUGCUUCCAGCUCUACACCAAAGAGGAACAGCUCGCCCCAGACGACGCCUGGAAAUGCCCCCACUGUAAGCAGCUGCAACAGGGCAUGGUGAAGAUGAGCCUGUGGACGCUGCCGGACAUCCUCAUCCUGCACCUGAAGCGCUUCAGGCAGGUGGGCGAGCGACGGAACAAGCUCACCACGUUCGUGCAUUUCCCCCUGGCGGGCCUGGACCUGACACCCCACAUGGUGCACCGCGGCCACAGUACCCAUCAGCCACCUCUCCAGCCAGGCUGGAAGCAGCCCAGACGCCCAGACCUGGCUCCUCCUGACUUCCUGUACGAUCUGUAUGCCGUCUGCAACCACCACGGAGGGAUGCACGGCGGACAUUACACAGCCUUCUGUAGGAACUCGGUGGAUGGCCAGUGGUACAGUUACGAUGACAGCAGUGCCGAGGCGGUUCCAGAGGCGGAGGUGUGCACACGUGGAGCCUACAUCCUCUUCUACCAGAGAAGAAACACUAUCCCUCCCUGGUCUGCCAGCUCCUCAGUCACUGGUUCCACCAGCUCAUCUGCCUCCGACCACUGGCUGGUCCGACUGACGGGGGGCAGUAAGAGGGGCAGCGUGGUGUCAGGCGGACCCAUCCCUGGACCUUUGGGGCCCACACAGGCUCCAGAGUCCCCUGAGUUGCCAGUGUUUGGAGAAGAACCCCCAAGAAGAGUGGAAACAAAUGUGUCUGAAGUCAGUCAGUUUGUUCGAGGAACCCAAGGCAGGAGUGUAAGCAUGAGAUCGCCAACUAAACCCAAGGAGACUCUGAACAAAGUUCUUCCCCUGCGGUGGUCUUUUGGAUCCAAAGACCGCAUUAAACACUCAGUACAGGCGCAGUCUGGUGAGCUGGUCGAGUACCUGGAGUCUGGGCGCCGGCCACGCUGCACCAAAGACCCGAUUAUCUCUCUGGUGGCCACCCCACCACAAAGGAGUGUCCAGGGAAGAGUGUUUGAAGCAGGACAGGACUGCAGUUCACCCAGUGGCAGCAGCCUCAGCUGCACCGACAGACUCAGCUCAGACACUUGUUACUCCCCUAAAAUACCAGAGGGACAGAGCAGACCUUAUCUUGAGAGAGGCAUCAGCCAUGGAGUUGGAAACGGCAGCAACGUUAACAUCAGAGAUGACGAUUCUCUGAGGCAGAGAUCCUCUAAAAGAGGGAGGCCAGACCAGGGCAGAACCCUGGAUUUCCAGCUGCACAGAGGGGCUAUUCUAGGUGGUCACAUCAGCCACAGCGCACCUCCAAGUAGAGACUCUACACUCAGAAGAAGCAAGGUCCAGACAGGGGCGACCUCCAGGGCACAAAAAGACUUAUUACAGAUGGUUAUUCAGUCUGAAGACAGGAGGGGGCAGAGGGGGCAGGAAGCUCGGAGCCAGGACAGCCUCUUGUCUUUUUUCAAGCCUGUUUUCAUGAAGAAAGACAUCAGUAGGUCACCGAUCAGGGGACAAGAUACAUGUAUGAAUGGCCACGGUCAGCUGGGGAGGCUGGCCAGCAGUAAUUUAGCCAAACUGUCCCUCUCCAACGGUACCCUGACUGCAGUGGCAUCAGAGGAGAGGAAGGGAAACGUCGUCCCUGGUUGUGACUCACACACCUGCAAAGUGCAGCUGGUCAAUGGAAAGACUGGGAACCACGAGCCCGUUGACAUUAAGCGCGCCCACAGCUCCAGCAACAUCCAGACGAAGCUGGAUUUGACAUUUCGCAGGUGUGCCUCCCUGCAGAGGAACGGAGAAGUGGUGGUCCCUCCAGCCCACCGUGUCCUGCUGUCAGAGAAGCCCUGCUUUGCCACCUUGCAGAGGACGCGGUACAGUACCACCUCCCUGGUGCCUCUGUGACAGCCCAGAAUGCCUGCUGAACACUAGGACCUCUGCUGAUUUCUGCACCCAGAGAAGCCCCCCGGACGGAGUCAUCACUUGAAAUAAAGUACAUCUUCUCUCUCCACUUCAUAGUACUGUUCUAAGUUCUUACCUGUGUGUGUCUUAAACUAAAAUCUAUGCAGAGUUGAAUUACUGAGGAGAGAAACUGCUGUAAUGGGGUUUUGUUCCGCUUGCCUCCACAUUUUGUUUGUUUACCGUCGGUAUACGUUGGGGUUUUUGAUCAGCGGAGGGCAAUUAGCAUGCUUUGAGUCCAUUACGACAUCUGUUUGGAGGGUAGGAAAUGAUCUUUUGCUUUUUGGUUUAUGUGGUUUAUACAUUGAAAGAGCGAAACAGCAUAUACAGUUUACAGACAAUGGGCUAAGACGUGUAAGAUUGUUUUUAAACACUGCAAAAAGUACUAACAGCGCACUGUAAAUUGGCUGCUAUAAGAAGAUAAAUCAUUUGCUUUAUCACUUAGUAUCAGUUUAAUAUUCUAUUAUAUUAUUGAUGCACUUUUAAAAAAAAAAAUAUUGCCAUAUUUUUUCUACAUGACCUGAGCAUACAUGCUAAUUUGGACAAAGAAAAAGAGUUUCAUUAACCCUCCUGUUGUCCUCAUUAACGGGCACCAAAAAUAUUGUUUCCUUGUCUGAAAAAAAUCCCAAAAUUUAGCAAAAAAAUUCCAAAAAAAUCACAUAUAUAGCAGUAAAACGUCUAAUAUUUUCUUUAAGAACAUUCACAUAAAAAUCAACCAAAAUCUAACGAAAUUCGUUGGAUUUUGGUUGAUUUUUAUGUGAAUGUUCUUAAAGAAACAUUUUUAACAUUUCAUUUUUCCACCAAAAAAUGAUUUCCCAAAAAUGCUGAAAAUGUGGACAUCAGAAGUUUCACUGUGAAAAUAUAGAUUUUUUUUUCACAUUUUCAAACUUUAAACUCGGUGAAUUUUGACCCGCAGGACGGCAUGAGGGUUAAAGACCUUUGAUGUGCGAAUUGUAACAAAUGGAUGAAUAAAUAGUUGAAGAAGCUUCUGGAUGUACAAUACAUGAAAUAUGUAAAGGGACUCUGUACUGACAGCUUGGUUUUGUUAGUUUUUUCAAAAGCAAAUGUGAAACUGAAAAUGACGUUCUCACCAUGACCACGACCCUGGUAAUAACACACACACACACACACACACACACACACACACACACACACACACACACACACACACACACACACAUAUAUUAACCACCCUAGUUAGACUUGGAACUCCUACUGAUAAAAUACCAACAUUAUCAGGUCCAGAUACAAAGGUGUCGCUCCCUUUAAAGCAGUUUUCACAUUUGGGAUUGAAAAGGGGAUUCACAUUGUGUGCACAAUUAUAGGAUUUGUUGCAGCUUUAUGCUACGGCUGUUAAUUUAAUUUGGUUCCUCAUUAGUCUACAUUAAGACCUUUUAGUGAUGAAGCAAAAGCUGAAUUUUAUAUAAAUUUUAUAUAUAUAUAUAUAUAUAUAUAUUUAAACAUAUAUAAAAACUCUUUAGCUGUGGAGACGCUCAUAUGGAUCCUACUGCUAAAUUAUGCUGCAAAUAUUUAAUAAAAUCAAAGGAAAGACUCCUACAAACAGCUGGAAACUGAACUUCAGAUCCCGCUUAGUAUGUGUAAGAACAACAUUAACUACAAAAUAAAAUGAAAACAUAAAAAUUCAUUUUUACGUGCAUUUCAGUUUGCAACAGAUGUGAAUAAAUCUUACCGACAUAAGUACUCAGACCGUUUGCUUGGUAAUAAUAUGAAAAACCUUUGGCAGCAGUUACAGCCUCACAUCUUCUCACAUAGCCUUGCACAGGGCCAGGAUUUCAUUUAGGCCAUUUCUUUGCCCUGUUUAGCUUUCUGCUAGUCCCUGCUGCCCCACAGCAUGAUGAUGCCACCACCAUGCUUCACCACUGGGGAAGGAAUGCCAGGCUUCCUCCCAACAUCUUUCAACAAUUAAAUUUUCUUCCCAAGUAUUACCAUCUAACAGAAAUGGGAGAAUGUGUAGGUGGCUAUGAAGCCUCUGCAGCCUACUUGGACUGGUCGGACCCUCACCUUCCAGCCUCGCUGUUUGGCAUCGACGUCAAACUUCAUAUAUCUCAACUUCUUGCGCUUGUAGGCCUCCUCUGCUGAGCUCUCCCAGGGCACUCUGGCCUCGAUGAUGUAAAUGUGCCUAAGCGAAGCUGACCAAAGCACCAGGUCUGGUCGCAGGUUGGUGGAUGGGAUCUCAGGUGGGAAGCAGAGCUUUUGGUCCAGGUCUACCAGCAUCCUCCAAUCGGAAGCCUUGCGAUUUGACGAUGCUGGCAGAGAUAAGGGUCCUCUCGGUCUCAUCCAAGAGGACUCUCACCCUCCCAGAAAGAUGUUGUUUCUUGCCAUCGAGCUGACGUGGGUGGAAGGACGUUAACACUCAUGCACUGCCUUUCCAGCACUAGCGCCAGACUCUUUAGCAUUCUGCCGCCAGGUGUAACGGCCUUGAGCGAGGCUGGUCUUGCAGCCCACAGAUGUGUUUGAGUGCAGCUGGAGUCGGGCAGAGUGACUUAUAGCAAAGGGUCUGAGUGCUCACAUCAAUCUGAUAUUUUAGCUUUUUAAUAAUAAUAGCUUUAAUAAUUGAGCUUUUGCUUUGUCAUAAUGGUGAGUUGAAUGUAGACUAACGACAAAACCAGUGGACUUUGAAUACUUUAUGUGUGCACUGUACAUUCAUUUCACGGCUGUUUCUAUGUCUAUUUUUGCUGCUGGAGGAGGAAGAGGAGCCCAAGGGAACAUGAACAGAAAUCAUAAUUUUAUCUGGAUGAUUAAUAUUCCAUUUUUUUUAAUAUACCAUCUCAGAUGCUCUUUUGCUUACUUUUGCAUUGUAAAAAAUUCUUCUCUGAGGAUUGUUAGUGAGACUCCUGACUGGUUGCCGCCUACACUGUAUCUGUCUUCACCUCUCAUAUUGUGUCCCUUAACAUUGCUGUUUAACACCAAAAUCAAGUGAUAGUAUAUGAAGGAGUCUGAGACAUUAUUUGGGGAAAAAAAUGGCUAGAUUAUAUUUUAUUAACUUUUUUAAAGGUCUACAUUUUGUACCGGAUGUGUAAUUAUGUAAUUUAAGAUUAAAACUGUAUGUUUCAGGAUACUUGUAUGAGGUCAUAGAUUCUGGUAAGCGGGUUUGAAUUGGACACAACACACAAAAGUUCCUGUACUGGACUGUCUAUAAUGUCUGCUUAAUGUACUGCAAGUUUUAUGGAUUGCAAAUUAAACACAGCUUUUCUCACAAUCA
Acanthochromis polyacanthus (spiny chromis) is the source of this 7353-nucleotide messenger RNA. It is a transcript of the gene usp43b, whose product is annotated as ubiquitin specific peptidase 43b. Gene Ontology annotation, biological process: protein deubiquitination. The record is from RefSeq and is a predicted model, not a curated record. Gene Ontology annotation, molecular function: cysteine-type deubiquitinase activity. The coding region runs from base 414 to 4076 and encodes 1220 amino acids. NCBI's taxonomy places the organism in Eukaryota, Metazoa, Chordata, Actinopteri, Pomacentridae. The transcript is spliced from 16 exons.